This is a messenger RNA of Boleophthalmus pectinirostris (great blue-spotted mudskipper), 4238 nucleotides long. RefSeq names its product zinc finger protein 362b (gene znf362b). The transcript has 9 exons. The coding region runs from base 122 to 1462 and encodes 446 amino acids. The record is from RefSeq and is a predicted model, not a curated record. NCBI's taxonomy places the organism in Eukaryota, Metazoa, Chordata, Actinopteri, Gobiiformes, Gobiidae.
CCAGAAGUGAACAAAGCGACCCGGAAGCGGUGGUCCGUCUGGAAGCAGCAGGGAGAGAGAAGAACAUCUAGCUUUAAAAAAAAUAGCUGCAAAAGACAUUAUCUGCAAGCGGGUAAAAAGGAUGGCGGAGCCUCGGUUCAAUAAUCCGUACUUCUGGCCUCCUCCUCCCUCCAUGCCCGGCCAGCUGGACAACCUCGUGCUCAUAAACAAGAUCAAGGAGCAGCUCAUGGGUGAGAAGAUCCGCCCCCUGCACCUGCCCCCUACCUCCACACCGUCCCAACAGCCUCUCCUGGUGCCGCCCUCCCCCUCUCCUGAAGGGGGCGCUGCUCACGGCAUCACAGGACCCAAGCCUCAGACACCACAGCAGCAGCCGUCAGUACCGGGGCACCACACGCAGGGCUCAGGGCAACCGGACAUCGCUCUCCACGCCCGCCCCGCCACCAGCUCCGGACCAGAUGUAAAUAUGGAUGAUAAAGCUGCUGUGAAGGCCAAAGGAUUAUGGGAAGACUGGCACAUGAGACAACUGAGCGAGCAGUCUGCGAGGCUCAACCACAGAACAGGUUUAGUUCCUUCUUCGAGAGCGGACACCCACAGCUCCUCUGAUGCCCUGACCCCGACCACGCCCACCUCCAGCUCCCAGAACAGGCUCAGCAGCGCCCCCUCUGUCAACAUCCUCUCGGGGCUGACCACCGCGCCGGGGAUGGACCACAUGAAGACCGGGGGCCUGGCGGGGCUCCUGGGACCGCCCCCUAAAGCCCCACGCGGGAGGAAGAAGAUCAAGGCAGAGAACCCGUCCGGACCGCUGCUGGUGGUGCCCUACCCCAUCCUCGCCGACCAGGGCUGUGUCACCGUGGCGCCCAAAGAGGGGAGGACGUACAGAUGUAAAGUGUGCCCUUUGACCUUCCUGUCCAAGUCGGAGAUGCAGCUUCACUCCAAGUCGCACACAGAAGCCAAGCCCCACAAGUGUCCACACUGCUCCAAAACCUUCGCCAACGCCUCGUAUCUGUCCCAGCACCUGCGCAUCCACCUGGGCAUCAAACCGUAUCACUGCUCCUACUGCGAGAACUCCUUCAGACAGCUGUCCCAUCUGCAGCAGCACACCAGAAUCCACACUGGUGACCGGCCAUACAAAUGUGCUCAUCCCGGCUGUGAAAAGGCCUUCACUCAGCUUUCCAACCUCCAGUCUCACCAGAGGCAGCACAACAAAGACAAACCGUAUAAGUGUCCAAACUGUUACCGUGCCUACUCGGACUCGGCCUCGCUCCAGAUCCACCUGUCGGCGCACGCCAUAAAGAACGCCAAGGCGUACUGCUGCAGCAUGUGCGGGCGCGCGUACACCUCAGAGACCUACCUUAUGAAGCACAUGUCCAAACACACUGUUGUGGAACACCUGGUCAACCACCAGUCUCCACAGAGGACCGACUCCCCCAACAGCAUCCCCAUCCGCAUCUCCCUCAUCUGAUCCAGAGUGGGGCCCACGGCGCAGCUCGCUCACCAGGCCCUGCCGCUACCGCCACCUACAGGCACAAACAGUACUACAGCUGGUAUUAACAGGCCAUUUGAACCUAGUGAAAGUGGUUUGAAAAACAAAGCAGCAGUAUUUUACGAAUGUAAUGUCAAAGCUUGUUGAUUCGUGGAGAGUGGAGAGGUCGGAUAUUGUUACGCGUCAGAUUUCUAAAGCACUUUUUGGUACAGUUGAGUAAACCGUUGGGUUGAUUGGACUUUUAGACAUGUUUGAGUUGGUCCAAGGCCUUCUUCAGACCAGACACAAGAUCCUUUUAGUGGAGUGAGACUGAAUGUCUGUCAUCCGUUUGUCCUGCCCCUUUUCACAAAAUAGUAAAAGUUAUGAUACAAGUAACUGGUUAUAUAACUUAACUUCUUUGAAUAUUACAAAUAGUCUGGCUGGCCAGGCUACUAAGAAUCUUAUUUAAGGAAAGACUUGAAUUGCAAGUUCCCUAAAUGAUGAACCGAAAUUUGCUGAUUCACUGAUCUUAAACUUUCACACAUUUCAAUUACAGUUCUGUCUGUGUUUGUCCGUGUUUAUCUAUUUAAGAAUCUGGGAAGUGAAUACCGUAUUUUCUGCACUAUUAGGCGCUCUGGAUUAUAAGGCGCACUGUCAUUGGUUAGGCUACGUUCAGACUGCAGCCUGAAGUGACCCAAAUCUGAUUUUUUGGCCCCUAUGUGACCUGUAUCCGAUCUUUUAAUGACAGUCUGAACGACACAGAUCAGAUUUUUUCAAAUGCGACCCAGGCCACUUCGAUAUAUGGUCCUAAAACCGAUACAUAUCCGAUCUUUUGACAUGUGACUUCAGUCUGAACGGCCAAAGCGCAUUCAUCAGACCUACACGUUAUCAACAAGCCACAAACGUCACUAUUCUGCGCUGAUGUAGCGAAAAUUGUUAAUGAACUACGUGUCACUGAAGCGAAGCACAUCACCACUCACCACUCUUGACUACGUCUCCACAUCCACACGUUCCUUUCAAAGGACGUCAAUGCCGCUGCCCCACAAAACGCCACAGCCAAAACCUCGUCCUUCUCCUUCUCAAUCUCCUCCUUAAAACAAGAAAGUUGUUCAUGUUCUGGCUCCGGUACGAGAGAAACUUCAAAAUCGCCAGGUGCUCAAUGCUCGCGUCCAUGUUUGGACAGCUUCCAUAAACACAGAGCACGCUCGCUGUGGUUGACGUCAUCGUGUCUCCAGUGCACAUGCGGGACACUUUCAGGUCGUUUACUGUUCAAACUGGAGUCACAUACAAGUAGCAUUUAAUUGGAAAUGUGAACGACCUCGCAAAAACAUCGGAUUUCACAAAAAAAUCGCAAUUGAGCAUUAAGUCUGAAGGUAGCCUUAGAUGGGUCAGUGGGACUUUGUUUGUGGCGUUCAUGGUGACUCUGGGCUUUGUUCAGUUGUGGCGUGUAGGGAGGGUGCUGUCUGGGACCGCUGGAUUGUCGGCGUGUUCGCAGUGACUCAGUUGUUCAGUUGUGGCUAGAAGUGGCACAUUGCACUUGCUUUUUCGGUUCGUUCCUCCGUUCCGUUCCUCGUCUGCGUGGAGUGAUGAGUGUGUCUGCGGGUGUUUUUCACUGCACGGUCGCUGUCUGCUCCGUGCGUGUUUGCAUGUUUUCGUGCUGGGACACCUGAGUGGAUUCAUGUAUAGGGCGCUCUGGAUUGUGGGGCGCGCACUCGUUUUUUGAUGGGGUUGCAGACUUAUGAGUGCUCCCAAUAGUCCCGAAAAUACGGUAAUUUAAAGCGCUGUCCAACCAAUCAGAGAAGAGUAAACGUAGACAGCAGCUGAUCUGUGAGAGAAAGGCUUUUGUGUUUGGUCUGAAGGAGGCUUAUUUUUACUUCCAUUAAAUGUUUUUUUUAAUGUGCCACACAACAUGAGCCCUUUUAAAAAUGAAUAUAAAAUAAUUCCUAUUUUCUGGGUGUAACUAGAAGCAUCCAAAGAUGAUUUAAAGCACUUUGAGGCCACUGGGGUUUGGGCGAAAUCGUGAGAAGCCAAAGGCAGCUACAGCCUCAGUCCUGUUCCAUGAUACAGGGUCCGUGAACAAAAGGCAAUCGCUGGAAGACAAUUUAAUAAUUUGGUGAUUGUAAAAAAAAAAAAAAAAAACGAGGGCGAAACGUUAAAUGAAUGUUAAAUUAAUCCCCAAAUAUUCCUCCAUGUUUUAAAGGCACCUUAAAUGAUCCUAAAGUAAUCAAACACUUCCAUGUUAGGUUUAGUUUUUAUGUUUUAGUGCCAUAAGAACCUGAACAAGGUGUAAAACUAAAUGUGUGUCUUUAGUUUUGUUUUUAUACCCACGAUGCGACACCUAUGAGUCAAAAACAUUUACAAAGGCCCAAGUUACGCUGUGAUAAUGUUGUUUCCUCAUCACAAACAGACCUGGAGUUUUGUUUCAUUCACACAUGUCAAUCCGUGUAUCGUUUGUUCAUUUGUUUUUCAAUAUAAAACCAAAAAUAAGAAAAUGAAAAAACAACUAUUUUCUACUAUUAUUUGUCUCCAAAACCAAAAUGAAAAAACGUAUCAUGUUUCCCAUUUCCGUGACUUAAACUGUGAUGCCGGACUUUCGAGCUGAACCAAGACUGAAUCAGGACUAAACCAGGACUGAACAAGGACUGAACCAGGACUGAACCAGGACUGAGCCAGGACUAAGCCAGGACUUGAGCCAGGACUAAACCAGGACUGAACCAGGAUUGAAUCAGGAGUGUCAGGACAGACCCAGAGGUGUGCCCGUGUAGACUAUUGGGUG